This is a messenger RNA of Rubroshorea leprosula, 938 nucleotides long. NCBI's taxonomy places the organism in Eukaryota, Viridiplantae, Streptophyta, Magnoliopsida, Malvales, Dipterocarpaceae. The record is from the annotation of a GenBank genome assembly.
CUGGUUGGCUUCUAGCUAGUACUCCGUUUAGCAGCCAUGGCCGAGGGGAAGGUCUGUGCUAAUUAAAUUAAAUACCCCAUUUCUUUUUUUUCUUUUUGGGAUAAGGAUAGAUCUUUGUAUUUUAGUUGAUGCAUCGGCAUAGCUCCCUAAUUAAUUUUGCUCAUCUUAUCUGCCCUUUCUUCUAUGUCAGAACCUGAAUCUUCUUCUUCCAUAUAAUCCUUUUAUGGAAACUUCCUUCUCUUCUAAUAUGUGUGUGUAUAUAUAUAUAUAUAUUUGCUUUUACAGGUGACAACAAUGGUGCUAAGUGUGGAUUUACAGAGCUCAAAAUGCUGCAAGAAGGUCAGGAAACUUCUCUGCAAAUUUCCUGAAAUACGAGAUCGGGAGUAUGAUGAGAAGGCAAACAAGGUGACAAUUAAGGUGGUGAGCUGCUCGCCGGAGAAGAUCAGGGACAAGUUAUGCUGCAAGGGUGGUGGAUGCAUCAAGAGCAUUGAGAUCAAAGAGCCGCCUAAGGCUGAUAAUCCGCCUAAGACUGAUAAGCCAUCUAAGACUGACACUCCGCCUAAGACUGAGACUCAGAAGGCUCCGACUCCGCCGCCUAAGGAUAAGCCUGUGAAAGUAUCUGUAGAUGUACAAGUCCAGGGGUCUAUUUAUUGUAAAUUCUGUAGCGGAAGGCCUAGGGGCCCAUGUUUCUGUGGCGGGCAAUUCCAGUGCGUUGUGUGCUUUUGUAUAUUCUGUAGCGGAAGGCCUUGUGGCCCAAGUUCCUGUGGCGGGCAAGCCCAAUGCGUUUGCAACAGCUGGUGCGGGUAUGGAAGCGGCUGUGGAGAAACUCAACAAGACUGCUCAAUCAUGUAAAUACUAAUAACGAGACUCUGUUUGGAAUCCAGCCAAGUUAAAUUCAAUAAUAAGUAACUGUUGAUUUAUAAAUUAGAUUUAUAAUU